CCGUUUAUUUCAUUUAUUUAUCAGCGGCAGGUUGGGUGUGCGCUUGCGCAGCCGGCGCAUAGAACAAGGUGGCAUAUUCAAGGAGAGCAACUCUAGUAACUUUUAGACACUUACCUUUCCUGGCAGACAGCCGCUGGAGGAAAAAUAUUGUCCACAAUGGAAGUUCAACCAAUGGUUGUCACUCAGCCACCGAUGGUGGUAACGGUCCAGCCCAGCAGAAACUAUUGGCAAACGGACAUAUGUGACUGCUUUAGCGACUGUGGAGUCUGUCUCUGCGGAAUGUUCUGCUACCCUUGUUUGGCAUGCCAAGUUGCUGCAGCUAUGAAUGAAUGUUGUUGCUGUGGCGCAACUGUGGCCAUGCGAGCUGUUUACAGGACAAAAUACGAUAUCCCUGGAUCCAUCUGUGGAGAUACCUGCAUUGUGGGGUGUUUGCCCGUUUGUUCCCUCUGCCAAAUCCAGAGAGAUAUCAAUAGAAGGAAAGCAAUGGGGAUAUUCUAGAAGACUUCAUCCUAAGCUCCUUUACAUUUGUCCCUUUUUUUGAUUAGAAUUCUGAGAAGUAAGAUGCAUUAAAGUAGUUUGUAGGAAGAGCCAUUAUUUAGAGGCACCCUUGUUUUAUAAUUCUAAGCAUAUUCUUAACCCUGAAAUGAAAUUUCAGUAGUGAUUCCGAGCUCAAAAUCCAGUCACACAAAAACUUGCUCUUGUUUGUCCGGGUUUUGCUUGUUCUUCCUGUUUCUUCUAAAAUGGAAAACAAAACAUUUUGGUUGCUGCUGCUGUUAAACAAUUCAGAAUUUUUUAAAAAACCUACUAGAGCUUUGAAGAUUUAUUGAUGGAUCUACCAUUCUGCCUUUCCUGUUUUUUGGGGCUCCUGGUGAUUUUGGUUUGCAAGAUGUAGUAACUGGAGAAUAUAAGGUAAAAUUAGCCAUAACUAGCCAACCUGAAAGGGCUUGCUCUCCAGAAGUGGGCGGCUAGAACUGUUGCGAUUCCUAGCCAUCACAGCUUUGAAUUAAAAGUGAUAUAAAGCAGCGUUUGUGGAGAUCACAAUCUUAAGAAGAACUAGCGUACCUGAUAGUUUAGCUAGUAAACUAUGUUGUUCUUACUCUCCUACCGUAGCUAGUGAUACACCCUUUCCUAAUGCUGGUGUGGAAAACUGCCAGACAGGCUGCAGGGAGGAAUCAAGUGAGGGCCUAGCUUGGAGUUCAGAGCGCUUGGGCCACCUCAGGUGCUCAACAUGAGUGCUGUUGAGUUGGCCACGCCCCACCCUGGCAUCCUGAGGUCAAACACAACCCUGAUGUGGUCCUCCAUGAAAUCGAGUUUGACAUGCCUGGUUUAGCUAGUAAAAUAUGUUAUUCUUAGUCUCCUAGCCAAUGCUACAACCUUUACUAAUGAUGGUAUGGGAAACUGCCAGGAAGGCUGCAGGGAGGAAUCAAGUGAGGGCCUAGCUUGGAUUCCUUGAGCAGCUGCAAGCGCAUAAACUUGACCUCCCUCAAGAUCCACAAAGCCUUAUUUGGCUUUUCCCACAGGAACACAAGCUCUCUAGUGAGAUUCUUGUCAUGUAGGAGGUAGACGAUAUAGUUACUGACUUUCGUUACUCAUUAGUGGUUCCAGGUGGUUACACCUGACAGCUGGUAGUCUCUGUCCCUUUUCCACCACUAUGACUGAGUUUCAUUUCUCUGAGGCUGUCAUAAUUCGUAGUAAAAUUAAAGCCCUUUUUACUUGAAAUUCUUCUCAGGAUGAUGUUUUCUAGACCUCCAUUUAUCAACGUCAGAACACCGAGGUGGUAUGUGGGUGUUAGAAUUGUAUGCUUCAUGAGAGUUCCUCCAAAAACGGAUACGAACACAGAAUGUGCAAACAAUGGAAUCUGCAAGAAUGAAGUCCGUUCCUUAAAGAGAGAUGGUAGGUGUGAGUAGCUUUGGGAGCUAGAGUUUCUUAGGACAGAAAUGUCUACGGAGAUUCUCAGUCACCCAGAUCGUGGUUGCCCCAAAGGUGCAGUGGCCGAAUCAGAUGGGGAGGCGGAAUGUGAGUCGAAGCCAGCAUCAAAGCAAUCGGAGAGCUCUGAGGGGGAAGAGAGUAUGGAGCUGUCCGAGAUAGAGAUAGAGAUAGAGGCGGAGCCUGGGCCACCCAUCAGCCCCCAGAUAGAGAGUCAACAGCCCCCAGGUUUGGAGGUGGCUGAUGAGGAAGAGGAGAAACAGCUGGGUCCAGUGCCUAACAUGCAGAUGUGCAGAAGGCAGAGUAGAGGAGAACAGCGGGAAGCUAUGGGGCACUCCUCAGGAUGGAAGAACCACCGCUGCUAACUAAGCCCCACACUAACUCUAGGGGAUAAAAGGCAGGGGGCAGAGACAAAUAGUUGUAGCAGAUGACUAUUCUUCUCCCUGUCGGUCAGCCAGUGAUAUUCUUUAUUUCUGAAUCCUGUCAGGAACUUUAUUGGAAUUCUUUCUUGGACUCUGCAGCGCUUAGAGUCCGGUGCUCCUUCGAGCAUGUGUGUCUGUUUGCCUGCUGCUAGAUAAGAGCGAGCACAACUUCCAGGACUUCCUUUACAAGUGUGGGUAGAGAGAGAUUUCGGGUGUGUUGGGGCCAUUUCAGGGGGAAAGGAAACGAGCUUCGCUUUCCACAGGCACUUAAAGAUUUCGUUAGCCGGUUGUGUGAGAAAGAGAGAGAGAGAGAGACUCUUGGCCAGGGCUGCUGGUGCUCCUAAUAAAGGGAACAUUUAUUACAAACAGCGUGCUUGUUAUAUUUGGGAGCCAGGUCGGAAUAACCCACACCUGUGGGUUAAGACAGAGAUAUCAAUUAUGUCAAGAAACAACUGAUCUGAUCUGCCAUUUUCUCCUGUCUACUAAUUUGACUCAGUUUUUUUAUUUUAUUUGCAUUUAUAUCCCGCCCUUCUCCAAAGACUCAGGGCGGCUUACACUAUGUUAAGCAAUAGUCUUCAUCCAUUUGUAUAUUAUAUACAAAGUCAAUUUAUUGCCCCCAACAAUCUGGGUCCUCAUUUUACCUACCUUAUAAAGGAUGGAAGGCUGAGUCAACCUUGGGCCUGGUGGGGCUUGAACCUGCAGUAAUUGCAAGCAGCUGCUGUUAAUAACAGACUGUCUUACCAGUCUGAGCCACCAGAGGCCCUGUAACCUUGACUGUCCAAAAGUCUAACGAUAACAAUCCGACUUUGCUCCGGGCCUUUAUCUGCUUAAUAAAAUCCUAACUACAGGUACUCCUUGACUUAGGACCACAAUUUUGCCCAAAAUUUAGGUGGUUAAGUGAGACAUUUGUGAAGUGAGUUCGGCCCCGUUUUACGACUUUUCUUGCCACAUGUGUUUAGUGAAUCACUGCGGUUGUUAAGUUAGUAACACCAUUUUUAAGUGAAUCUGGCUUUCACAUUGACUUUGCUUGUCAGACGGUCACAAAAGGGGAUCACAUGACCCCGGGACACUGCAACCGUCAUUAAUAUGAACCCGUGGUCAAGCAUCCAAAUAUAAAUCAUGUGACCAUGGGAUGUUGUAACAGUCCUAAGUGUGAAAAAUAACAAUAGCAAUAGCAUUAGCACUUAUACACCACUGUAUACUGCACGAAUCAAGAAGAGGGCCGUGAAAAUAUUUGCAGAUCCCUCGCAUCCUGGACAUAAACUGUUUCAACUCCUACCCUCAAAAUGACGCUAUAGAGCACUGCACACCAGAACAACUAGACACAAGAACAGUUUUUUCCCGAAGGCCAUCACUCUGCUAAACAAAUAAUUCCCUCAACACUGUCAGACUAUUUACUGAAUCUGCACUACUAUUAAUCGUUUCAUAGUUCCCAUCGCCAAUCUCUUUCCACUUAUGACUGUAUGACUAUAACUUGUUGCUGGCAAUCCUUAUGAUUUAUAUUGAUAUAUUGAUCAAUUGUGUUGUAAAUGUUGUACCUUGAUGAACGUAUCUUUUCUUUUAUGUACGCUGAGAGCAUAUGCACCAAGACAAAUUCCUUGUGUGUCCAAUCACACUUGGCCAAUAAAAAAUUCUAUUCUAUUCUAUUCUAUUCUUUACAGUGUUUUACAGCCCUCUCUAAGCGGUUUACAGAGUCAGCCUCUUGCCCCCAACAAUCUGGGUCCUCAUUUGACCAACCUCAGAAGAUGGAAGGCUGAGUCAACCUUGAGCCUGGUGGGAUUUGAACUACCAAAUUGCAGGCCGCUGGCAGUCAGCAGACGUAGCCUGUAGUACUGCACGCUAACUACUGCCCCACCAUGGCUCAUGGUUAUGUCAUUUUUUUCAGUGCUGUUGUAACUUCCAACAGUCACUAAACGAACUGUUGUAACUCAAGGACCACCUGUACUGAAGAAAUGGAGGCAUGCUUAUUUACAUUCUUUCUGUUCCUUUUUAAACAACUAUCUUAACGCCUCACAACAGUAAACAUUAUGUGGGCAAAAGUAUAAAACAUACCCCUGAAAGUUUUGUUGGCUACUUCCUCUCGGUUCUGCUUAGUAUUUUGAAUUUAAACAACAUCAUAAAAAUACUGUAUUCACCUAUGCACUGUAGCCUGUUCCAUAAAGCAGCUUAUCGUUAAACCAAGGGACAAGUAAAUUAUCCAAUAAAGUGAUUCCAGGAGCCUUAAAUAUAACAAUCUGGAUGCUUUCUCUUUUUAGCAACUUGGAUGUUUUAGAACUCUGCAUAUUUCAGAAAUAUAUUGGCUAGAGUCAUGUGUGAGAAUAAUUGAUUCAUACUUUAUAUGGUGGCCCAAAAGCCCACCUUAUCAUUAAGUGAUAUUGCAAUUAAUUUGGGAGAAAGGCAGCCUGGAAAAUAUUAGUUUGCUCAAUUAUAUUGAAUAUGCCAUUCUGUAUGGAGAAUUUACCUAGAAAUUAAUAAAAAUAGCCUUGUGUUUCUUAUCUCAUGUUUUGCAUGUUUCAGAAAUUAUUCUGCUAUAUGGAAAAGCGGUAUGUGUUAUUUCUUUAGGCUGUUUUUAUGGUGUAAUGGUUAUUUUAUUAAUCUAAAGGCUAAAAUUUUCAUCUGUAUAUAUGAGAUGGGACAGAAGGAUAUGGACAAAUCUUUUAUUUUUGUACUGUAAUUUCACAAAUGAUGUAAACUAAUGCAAAA
Ahaetulla prasina is the source of this 5051-nucleotide messenger RNA. RefSeq names its product placenta-specific gene 8 protein-like. The coding region runs from base 157 to 498 and encodes 113 amino acids. Gene Ontology annotation, biological process: positive regulation of transcription by RNA polymerase II. The record is from RefSeq and is a predicted model, not a curated record. The transcript has 4 exons. NCBI's taxonomy places the organism in Eukaryota, Metazoa, Chordata, Lepidosauria, Squamata, Colubridae.